AUGAGCGGGGGAGUAGAGACGUCGUCGAUGACCGUUACGAAUGCGACGAAGGGGAGCAGUGAUGGCAAGCGUGGAACGACGGCUACAGGUCCGGCGUGGGGGAAUCUUGCCAUUGAUGGGGCGAGUAGUAGCAGGCAGGACCAUACGUAUCUUGGGCAGAGAUAUGAGGCUACUAUUUUUGACAUGAAGCGUGCUUGGGGAGGACUUGAACUUCGAAUCAAGACCAGAGAGCUACAAGCGACCCAAAUGGGAGUUCUUCGUCGGAGACAUUCCCUCGAGGAUUCUCUUGCAUUUCGAAAAUGCUUAAGGACAGGAUGA
Messenger RNA from Linum trigynum, 318 nucleotides. Lineage: Eukaryota; Viridiplantae; Streptophyta; Magnoliopsida; Malpighiales; Linaceae. The record is from the annotation of a GenBank genome assembly.